AACUCAGGAUAGUAAAACAAACGCAACAGCGCCCCGUGAAGCCGUGACCACAGAAGCAGCAGAGUAACGCAGCAGCUAAAUACAUAGCCAGAAAUGGCGACGGCAAUUUACUUGGAGCAUUAUUUGGACAGUAUUGAAAACCUGCCCUGUGAGCUGCAGAGGAACUUUACUUUGAUGCGAGACCUGGACAAUAGAACUGAAGAAAAGAAAGCAGAGAUUGACAAGCUGGCUGAAGAAUACGUGGCGAAUGUGAAGAACUUGGCUUCGCAGCAGAGAGUGGAACAUCUACAAAAGAUUCAAAAUGCCUACAGCAAGUGCAAAGAGUUCAGCGACGAUAAAGUCCAGCUUGCAAUGCAGACGUAUGAAAUGGUGGACAAACAUAUUCGGCGGUUAGAUGCAGAUCUGGCUCGGUUUGAGAACGAGCUCAAGGAGAAACUGGAGUUGAGUGGAUAUGAGAGCACAGAUGGAAGAGGGCUGAAAAAAAGCGAUUUGCGCGUACAGAGAGAUAAACGUGGAUCCAGGGGACGGGGGCGGAAAGGUUCUGAUGAAGACUCUCCCAGAAAGAAAAAGAUAAAGAACAGUCCAGACUUGACUGAAGCUCUCCUGCCAAUGCAACCGUCUGACGUUUUGGACAUGCCUGUUGAUCCCAAUGAGCCGACAUACUGCUUGUGCCAUCAGGUGUCAUACGGAGAGAUGAUUGGCUGUGAUAACCCUGAUUGUCCAAUCGAGUGGUUUCACUUUGCCUGUGUGGACCUAGCCACAAAACCAAAAGGGAAAUGGUUUUGUCCAAGAUGCACUCAGGAGAAGAAGAAGAAAUGAGAUUUUCAGUCGGACAUCCGUUAUACGAGGAUCUUUGUUGACGUCUUUUUUCAUCUUUGUGCGCAUGCGCGAGUGGUUGUGUGGCAAGAUUACGCGCAAUAUCAAUACACGACAUACACUUCCAUGAGAGUUUGCGGGUGAAAUCCUCGAUAUAUAAACACUUAAAAUCUGUACUGAAGGCUAAAUUAAAGUUAUUUAAAGAGCAAGUCACCCCCCACCAGUCUUAUUCCACUUCUUGUUUGAAAAAUACAACGAACGCUGUUGCCUGGCAGACCGAGAGGGUGGAGCCCCUAACAAAUACACACACAGGCUCACAACACCAUUGUGACAUCAUAAUGUACCAGCUAAUACCUCUAAGCCAAUAGCAAUGGCAGAUUUAAAUUCAAAUGCAGUGCAGAGUUUUGACCUGAUGUCGGCGCAACACUGACAGUUUUAUGCAGAUUAUUUGAAUUUUAACUAAGAUGCACUAAAGUCCCAAAUUAUUGACUACACUUGUCUACAGCAUGAGUACACUCAUUUAUGUAGUUUAUCAGCAAAAAAAAAAGUUGAUUUACGGGGUGACUUCCUCUUUAAAGCCUGUAUGAGCUCUGGGAUGAUGAAAAACGUUAGGUGGCUGUUCUACAAAUCUGCUGGUGAGAUAUUUAUUCCUAUUUAUUAGAAAGCCCUGGGCCCUUUAUGAAAAAUUAAAGGCUUUCAAACGUUUGGAGGCCUACGAUUUUUUUUAUUUCAAGGAAAGUUGGGCCGUUCUCUUCAGCGGUGGUUGUGCUAAAGCAAGAGUCCGCUCUGACAAGCAGUGAUUCACAUCACCUGUUGUCAGAGAAAACCGAUAAAUUCUCACUGCGACUGCAAAGCCGGUAAGCCUUCAUUUAAUCAGUGUCCUUAUUUAUUAUAAUGAUUGUGUGUUGAGACACCUGAAUCAGAACAUGAAAACAACAUGAUGCCGUGGAUUUAAAAAUACACAAAGAUGAUUUAAAAAAAACAUCUCUAACAAAUACUUAGUCACAAGGACUUGCCAUGAACGAAAUGAGCCUCACAAACUCCAUCACCGCAGGAAUCCAGAGUAUCUCCAAAGAGUCAGUCGCUUGCAAUCUUUCAUUUUUUGCGUUUGUUUAUGUAGGAAAUUUCAAUAAAACUUCUUAUCAAGUCUCCCAUGGGCCAAACAAACAACCACACAGCGUCGCUAAAUCCUCCAGACGUGCAAGAAUAUUGAAUUAUAGGUUAAAUACACGGUUUCUUGCCACACACUCCCACAAUGCAAUGUGAAAAACAAACAUUGACGUCAAAAAAGAUCCUAUUGGUCAGUGUGUUUUUGAUGUUAAUCUAGUAUAUACUUGUUAUAAUUUUCCAUUGAAAAGGUGAUUCAUACGGCUUUUUAAAAGACCUACUUUGAAGUAGUGCAAAGCUAAACAAUUAACCUUUACUGGCUUCACGGCGUCUGAGCUAAGCUGUCUGUCGUUUUUCUGAUAUAUUAUCUGUGUAUUCUGGGCCUGGUCAGAAAAUCUCUCCUCUGAAGUAAUGAGCUGUAAAUAUAAUCAGGACUAACAGAAGUAAGUCCGAAGUCCCAAGUUGUGGCUAUAGCACACUUGAAAUGUCAGUUUUAUAAAGAAUUAUUUUUUUAAACGAACGAAUAGCCUGCUGAGAAUUUACAUCUGAAACACCUAAAUCCUUACUGAGACGUGAUGGUAAGUGGAAGCAUGUGUCAGAUUUGUUCUUCGUUACUACCUCUUUAGGGUUUACAUCAGCACUGAGUCAAUGACUGCAACUAAUAGUGGGGUUUAUUUCGAAAAUAUAUUUUGAUUAGUUUAAACCAAACGAGCAAAUGUAUACUGAUUGAGAACAUUUCAACAAAAGCCUAUGACAUUUUUGAAUGUAUCGUGGUACUUAGUGGUCAAUGUAUCCUGUCAACAGAAUAUCAUAUUUAAGCACUUUGAAAUUUUCCCCUUUAAGAUGUUUGAUAAUCCAGGCUAAGUUUUAAUCGUGGUUAUCUCCUGUUAAACUUUUUCGUAGCACUUCCAGUGGUUUCCUUAGUUUGGUCGAUUUUCGGAUGGUGGCCUGUGAGGUCCAUAGUGAUAAAGAAAACACUGGUACGUCAAACCAUCUAUGGAAAUAUUAUAUAUAUAUAUAUAUGUUUUGUAUAUUACAGUAUUUUGUAGACACAUUUUCCAAAGAGAUAUUUGUUGUAUUGUUCAUCAUUGGGAUACACUCAGAUUUACCUUAAUAGGAUUUUAGCAGCUUUCUUCAUAUUUGACUGUGUCUCAUUUAGGUGUAAGCCACAAAUAUAAAACCAAAGUCUAUGUAUUUUGUAAAAUUCUGUCUUUUAUAACAAAUAAAGUGAACUAUAACUUAGUUAUGCCUUGUUAACUGUAGUUUGAAAUGGAGCUUGUCACAAGCUAGUUGUGGUUGGGUCAUUCGUCCUCUUAAUUAUGCUCCAAUGUCUUGUUUCCCAUAUUCAACAAUAAAGGUUUCCUAAACAAUCUGGUAACUUCUGUAAUUGUGUUCAGAUAAACAACGCUUGUCAACGUGUCACAUAUUUGAUGUUACUUUGCAAUGGGUUUCUGAUGGCAUUCUCAGACACGUAAGAGCUUUAAAAUCCAUCGUCUGACUCCUCAUCCCAGCUGCACUUUUCUUGAGAUUUUUUGCCAAAGUCAACUUCAAGGUCAUAAACAAAGUCUGGAUCGUCUUUGUGCUUCUUGUUCAUCUCAAACAGUUUGUCCAUUUGGCCCUUCUUGCGAGCUAAGAUUUCAUCAUCCAGCUUGUUCAGAUCUUCAUCUGCAUUCAGCUGGAAUGAGGCGAGGCUGUGCUCCAGACUGAAGCCCUGCAAGUGAUCUCGCAGGAUAAUGUGGAGUUUCUCCAGCUGGCUCUGGGAAACUCGAUCCAGAUAGUCCCUGUGCCUUGGGUGGUUUUUCAGAUUUUCAGCAGCUAGGCUGCAAUCUGAAAGAAGAAAUGAUGGAACCAAGGUUAAAAACUUCUUCACCGAUUGACCAGGUGUUCUUAGCUUGUAAUUGAGGCACACGUAAAAGGGUUAGUUAUGCUGUGUUCCAGUGUUUUGGUCACGUAUCAAGUUGUUGGUAGAUAUUUAGAUCCAAAGAAUUCAUCAUCAGGUUGGUGAGUCUGUGACACAUGAAUGUAAAACCCUUUUGAUGUUUAGGUCCUGGCUUCAUAGAUGUUUUAAGUCAUCGAUCGGAUAGUUGUAGUGCAUAUUAUUUUGAAAUAUACAAAAAGUACGCAUUAUUUUAUUUUGAAAACACUUUCAUCACAUGAUCGAGUUAGCAGCCAUACCCUACAAAGCUCCAGCAGGUGUUACAGCAAAAUCAGCAAAUUCCUAUCACUUUUUUGACCUAAAACUCUAUUGGGUUCCUUUUAACUUAGAGGCUUCAUUCAAAGUUUAACAAACUCACAAGACUUUCCUGUUUAACAUAUUAAAGAGACUUGUUGAUGGAUUUUACGGUUUUUCUAAAAUCGCAGGUAGAAGUUGAGGUAUGAUUUGAAAUUUUCAGAAAAAUUCACAAAAGUUAUAAUGGGGAAAGGUAGGAGCGGUGACCCUUCCUUGCUCCAUUUCUGGCGUUGUCCCGAGAGAACCGUAGGUCCGAUUGAAAUCAGACACACGCUGGCUUACAGCUAACGAAUAUACCUUCGUUUUGAGCUAUAAUUUAUGACUGUAAUCCAAACAUUGUGGUCGUACGGUUCAUUUGUUUGAGAAAAUUCAAAUUUAAAAAAAUGUCUCUCCCCACUCUAAACUGAAAAUUCUGCACUCUAACUUUUGAACUUCACAUCUUCUGUGAACAACUCUUUACUACCCCCAGACCGUUUGGACUACCAAAACAAAUUAUAACUCAAAAAGUAGGAUUUUUGUCAGCUUUUCAGAAUGGGUUUCAUUUUAUCUGUAAGUGUUACCGUUCUUUCGCUACAAGCCUCAGAAAGAGGAGAGACCCAGCUUUUCCCUCAUUGAAACCCAUGUUAAAGGAACAGAGAUUUUCUCCUCUGAUCGGCUUCAGACAGCUAAAAUGUUCUCGUCAUAGCUUCUAGACAAUUCAUGGUAGGCACAUAAAAAUUCACACAGAUGACCAUCAAAGCUUUCUGCCACUCACACUUUUUGAAUUUUUCAAUUCGGUGCAGUACUUUUCGAAUGGUGAUGAGAAGUUUGACAGGUCCAGUUUCACUUCUGAAGGACAGAUUUAAAGGCUUCUCUCAUUAACGGUACAGCUGCAGGCCUCCAACAGCCAGGGGAAAAGGCGGGAAAACAGUGCUGCUCUCUGAUUGGUUGAGAGUGUUCAACCAUUUUCUGUUCAAGCAGGAUCCAGCAUCCACACACAUGACACAUCAAAUCGACCAGCUUGGUCUCAGAAUCUUGUAUUCAAUUUUAAAUGUGUUAUCUGUUACCAUCAGGCCCGGAGUGGCUAAUCGGGAGGGUCUGGAGAAUUCCCGGUGGGCCGCGCGAUGUUUGGGCCGCAUGGGGCCGGUGCUCUCGUUUUUGUUUUUUAUCAUUUUAUUUUUAUUUUUUGGUGCCGGUGUUCAGUCAUGGCACUGAGGCCGCCGGGCUGAUCACAUACGCUCCUCCCGGCUGUCUCUGGCUGGCUCUACCUGCAGGCUGCAGCUCGUUUUUUUUCCCCAGUAUGCGCCUGUGCGCACCACGUGACCACGCAGUUGACGGAAAGAUGGAAAGUAGAAAGAGCAAGGGUGGCGCGGAGAAGGCAAGAAUUAAAAAGAGGAAAGCGUUGGAAACAGAUGCAGCCAAGGCCGGAUUAACCAUAUGGGCAACUGGGCAAUUGACCAGGGCCCACGAAGGGCCCAGGCCAGCAAGCGCACGAGCAAAAUACUGUAGGCAUGUCUGUAAUCUCCCGCAUUAUAUUAAACUAGGGUGACCGUAUGUCCGGUUUUCCCCGGACAUGUCCACUUUUCACUCUCUGUCCGGGCGUCCGGACUGCGGGUUCUUGUAUUGAUGAAAAUGUUCGGCUUUUCAUCCAGGAGCAGGGAUCGAAUUAUGGGGGAGCUGUAUAUCUUACACAUCCAGGGGAGCCGGAAACAAGUUUUCUAUCUAUAUUACAUCAUUUAUGGACUCUUCUGAGCAGAGAGCACAAAGAGCGGCACAGCGCGUUAUUGCGCAGCGAUCCAGGCAGCUGCGUCCAGCGCACGGUCCAUUCUCAAAGUGGCGCAACCAAAAAACUAUAAUUAGCACACGAUCGUUCAUGUCCGCACAUAUUCUCUAUUUUCUGUCUUAUUUGUGCCUGAAGCGCUCUGCUGCUGCGCAGCUCAUCACAUGUGCUGCGCGGUGCUGCGGUGAUUUCACCUCACUGACGCAGCAUCGAAAGGCGCACUCCGCUUUGCGUUCAGGAGAUCCAUUUGAUCUGCUCAAAAGUAACUGAUGAGGUGAAAAAGUAAGAAUCCAGGCAGCAGUUUUUUCUGGAGAGUUUAGAGGAGACGCAGGAAGACGAGAGACAGACAGGACAGGAAAUAGUUCAAUAAAAACAAGAAAACAAAACUAAGUGUAAAGUAAAAUGUAGGUAGAUUUAUCUCCACUACAAGUUUUUACCAGUAUAAAACAAUAAGUUAUACACAUGUCAUAGUUAUACAUCUGAUACAAUUCAAAUCACCUUCAAAACUCAGUCACACACCCAGGGCCGUUUCAAGACAUUUUGGGGGCCAAGGCAAAAUGACCCCCCCCCCCCCCACCCACCCCAUAACUGGGCUCCCCAGAAGCCUCUGUGUAAUUGUUACCCUCUCCAGUAUUGUUAGUUAUCCAGUGUUUAUAAAAGCUCCUCAGACAUUACUGACAUGUUCUAAUAUUAUCAGAUGAAAUUGAAAGCCACUAUUUGUGGAUUCUCUGAAAGUUUCCAUGGAGUGUGUGACAACUUAUUUUAUCAUUGAUCCUAUCGUCUAAUCUCACAGCUGAAACAAGCACCCUUAAUAAUCUGUGCACAGGAAGCGUACCGAUGCUGUAGUAAAACAAAAGUUAUAAUAAUUUAUUAUUAUUAAAACCUUGUUGCAGCACUAAAGCAGAAAAAUGAGAUUUUGCAAUACAUAUGCUAAAUAUUUACAUAUGAAUUGUUUUAGAGCCCUUUUAUUGGCAGAAUCUGAUAUUAAUUUAGUUCUUACAAGAAAAUGGGUCCCAACGUGGUUUGUGUGGUGUUGCCAUAGUGUGAUGUCAUAGGCACAGAUCCCCUGUUCUCUUGUUUGGAAAUGGAAAUAUGAUCACCCUGUACUAAACAAACUGUCCACCCGGGCUUUUGUGCUGCACAGACGCUUCGCUGCCUAUGACUAAACGUCAGUUGAGAGUCAGUCUCAUGCAGACUGACCAAUGAAGAGAGGGCCUCAAGUUAAGACCCUCUCCUCAUUGGUCAGUCCACACAAGGUGGGUCAAAGGUUACCCUGAGCGGGUUACGUGAUGUCAGGCAUUCAAGCAUUGAGUAUAUUUACUGCAUAUUACAGUAAAAUAUUCUGUAUGUGACCAUAUUAUGGUGAUCCUUGGGUCGUGAUGAUGGGGCCCUUGAAUAUUGUUGCCCAGGGUACAACGAAGUCUUAAUCUGGCCCUGGAUGCAGCUAAAUGUGCAAAAAUGAGCACCUUUUUUUUCUCAAACAAGCUUGCGGUCUUUAACUUCAAAUGAAGAUAAAACGGGUAAGGCAAGUCAAGAUGUUAAACUUUACCGGCUGCAAAUCACCAUUCAAGUUAAUUAAGCAUCAAUAAUGAAUUAUAUGGCAUCAUGACAUAACGUUAUGUAAUAUAAUUUACAGUAUGAUGUGACUGAUGCCACCAAACUGUCUUGUCAGAGUCAAACACAAGAUCCAGUAGGCCUAAUAAGCACCAGGCAGAAACCCACAAUUCCAGAGCGGGCAUGUACUGGUAGGAUUACUUAUUGAGUCAGUGAACUGAAUAUUAUUGAAAUUUAUAUGAUGAAAACUAUCCUGGCUCUAUAUGAAAGUGUCCUAAAAUGCUAGAUGAUUCAGCAUUGAUCAGAAAGCAUGUAAAAAAGGAAAAUGAAUGCUGAAUUGUGACAAUUUUCACACAAUGUAGUGUCAGAAGAAGAGCCAGGAGCCAGCAGUGAGGGUAUUGCUCCUGUUGGGAUAGAAGGUGAGCCAACUCAUGUGCAAACAAGCAAACAUCAGUUUCAUUAUAAUAAUUUUAAUGCCCAAAUAAUAGUAGUGACCUGAUGUAUUUCUGUUAGUAAAUGCACAAAGCCCACAACAGAUCGUUAUUAGAAUGAAAGUAAAAUUAAAUAAGCCUGCAUAUUUUGCCAUAGAAAAUAUUUUAAUUGGUUACAAAGAUGUGUUUUCCAUAUCAAAUGUGCUAAAGCUUUACAGAUGAUUAUUUUAAUUGUGUGCAGGUGAGUCUAGGGAAACUGGAAAAAGUGUGAAAGGGAGUGCUGAGUCAGUUCAUUUUAAAGGUUUGAAAAUCUCAGAACAGCAGUUUGAACAGAAUGUAGAUUGUUAUAUUGUUAGAGAAUGUGUUGUAAAGAACAAUGUUGGAGAUGUGCACUGAUGUUCAAAUAAACCUACAUUGUAAAGCAACUCUUUCUUGCUUUACAAGAAAGAGUUGCUCUUUCUUGUAAAGCAACUCAACUCUUUCAACUCUUUCUUGCUUUACAAUUACAAGGCUUUA
Molecule: messenger RNA, 8413 nt
Organism: Nothobranchius furzeri (turquoise killifish)
Lineage: Eukaryota; Metazoa; Chordata; Actinopteri; Cyprinodontiformes; Nothobranchiidae
Gene: ing5a
Product: inhibitor of growth family, member 5a
Biological process (GO): regulation of DNA-templated transcription; positive regulation of apoptotic signaling pathway
Cellular component (GO): nucleus
Molecular function (GO): chromatin binding
Source: RefSeq, a predicted model, not a curated record